AUGAAACAUCCUAUCCAAGUUUUACUAGCACAUCAUCAAAAAGAUAAUAUAUAUUUAGGAAUUGGACAGGAUAUUUAUGUUAUAAACUCGAAAACUGGAGAAAAAAUAGCAAGCUGGAGUCUUCCAAAACCAAUUAUUAUUCAACAAAAGGAAACAGUAAAUAAUAUAUCAGUUGUGCAGUGUUUUAGUAUUAGCACUACUUAUAAUCUUCUUUUUGUGUCUAGCAAUGAUAAAUUAUUAAGAAUUUUUGAUAUUUCAGAAGGAUUGAAUCUUCAAGAUGAAAAACAAUGCAGAAAACGACCGUGUACAAUAGUGCCUAUUGAUUCAUUAUCAAAAGUUUUUGUUAGUGAUAAAUUUGGGGAUGUUUACUCUUUUUCAUUAAAUCAAGAUUCGCAAAUAGAUAUAGACACAAGUCCUAUUCCAUCAAAUCUUGUGUUAGGUCAUAUUUCUAUGAUUACAGAUAUGGUUGUUACACAUGAUUCUAAGUAUUUAAUUACGUCUGACAGAGAUGAACACAUUAAAAUAAGUCAUUUACCAAAUUGUAUUGUUAUUAAAGGUUAUUGUCUAGGACAUCAUGAAUUUGUUUCAAAACUCUGUAUUUUAUCAUGGGAACAGGAUAUUUUAAUAUCAGGAGGAGGAGACCCAUAUUUAUUCAUUUGGAACUGGAGAACUCAAGAAUUGUUGUGCAAAAUAGAUUUAAUAGAUCUCUUUUAUGAAAAAUUACAGUCUAUGGAUAGAAUUAAUAAGGAUAUAUAUGUUUUGGAAAAAAAAAAAAUUGCAAUUAUUGGUAUUCAAGAAAUACCACAAAAAAAAGAAAUUGCAAUUAUCAUUGAAAAAGUACCACUGUUAUUAAUAUUUGGAGAUUUAAUAUCGAAAAAACCUACAUUGAAAGUUAUUGAAUUGCUUCCGGGAAAUCCUUUAAGUAUUACUUUGGAUAAAAACAAUAUACUUUGGGUGUCUUUAGAUAAUUCUGAUGAUGGCAAUGUCCCUGUUAUAUAUUUGUUUCCAAAAAAUGAAGAAAUUGAAAAAAUAGAAAUGGAAUUAAAUAGAACAUUGACUAUAGAAGUUAAUCAUAAAUUUUAUCCAUUAUAUAAUUUUGCACAAAUUCGGAAACAAAGAAAAGAUUAA
This is a messenger RNA of Pneumocystis jirovecii RU7, 1128 nucleotides long. RefSeq lists its product as uncharacterized. Gene Ontology annotation, cellular component: nucleus; cytosol; tRNA methyltransferase complex. Gene Ontology annotation, biological process: RNA (guanine-N7)-methylation. Gene Ontology annotation, molecular function: tRNA (guanine(46)-N7)-methyltransferase activity; protein binding. The record is from RefSeq and is a predicted model, not a curated record. NCBI's taxonomy places the organism in Eukaryota, Fungi, Ascomycota, Pneumocystomycetes, Pneumocystales, Pneumocystaceae. Bases 1 to 1128 code for a protein of 375 amino acids. The transcript has 6 exons.